AUGGUAGAAGUGAAGAAAUCGUCGAAACAGGAAACUGUUAAAGUUAUUGUUCGAUGUAGGCCGCUAUCUAAUCAAGAAAUCGAACAGGGCCAUGAAAAGUGAGUAUUUUCUAUAAGCUGGAGGGAACUAAACUGAAAAUUUUGUAGAAUUGUACAUAUGCGAACAGAUCGAGGGCAGAUUGAACUUAAGAAUCUCAAAGAAUUGGAUGAGCCUUCAAAGGAUUUCACAUUUGAUGCGAUUUAUGAUGAAAAGUGAGUUAGCUUUCAUACGCUGUCCAAACACCGCGCUGAAGUACGGUAGAACCUGCACAUCUAACUCAAAAAUAACUUUUUAAAUUUAAAAUCCAAUGUUCAAGAUGGACGAGUUAGUGGUGGAUACGGUGUGUUCCUUUAAUCUGGAGUUUUUACAGUUCCACACAAUCCAAUCUCUACGAGGAAACAUUUCGAGAUCUAGUCGAUUCAGUUCUCAACGGUUACAAUGCAACAAUUUUCGCCUAUGGUCAAACGGGUACUGGUAAAACGCAUACAAUGGAAGGAAAAUCGUCGAUUCCCGAACAGCGAGGUGUCAUUUAUAAAUGUAUCGAUCACAUAUUUGAACAUAUUGCCAACUCGAGAAAUCAGCAAUAUUUAGUUCGAGCUAGUUAUUUAGAAAUUUAUCAAGAAGAGUUGCGAGAUUUAUUGAGCAAAGAAUCAUCAUCGAAGAAACUCGAUAUAAAAGAGAAACCAGAUGGUGGAGUUUAUGUCAAAGAUUUGUCUGCUUUCGUCACAAAUUCUUGCAGAAGCUAUUCAACGAGUUAUGGCAACUGGAAACGCGCAAAGAUCAGUCGGGUAAGUUCUCACACAUAAUUAAGUUCGUAUAACUCUGCUCUUUCAGGCGUACUAAUAUGAAUGAACAUUCUUCUCGGUCUCACGCUAUUUUUAUCAUCACAGUUGAAUGCUCGCAAAUCGGAAUUGAUGGCGAAAAUCAUAUCACGGUUGGACGAUUGAAUUUGGUUGAUUUGGCUGGUUCAGAAAGACAAGCUAAAACUGGAGCUACUGGGGAAAGGUUCAAAGAGGCGACGAAAAUCAAUCUAUCAUUAUCGGCUCUUGGAAAUGUUAUCUCAGCUUUAGUAGAUUCGAAAUCGUCCCAUGUUCCAUAUCGAGAUAGUAAACUAACAAGGUUACUGCAAGAUUCAUUAGGAGGGAACUCAAAAACAGUUAUGGUUGCUUGUAUUGGACCAGCUUCUUAUAACUAUGAAGAAACUCUGGGAACUUUGAGAUAUGCGAAUCGAGCAAAGAAUAUUAAGAAUAAAACCAAAGAUUAAUGAAGAUCCGAAGGAUGCGUUGUUAAGAGAAUUCCAGGAAGAAAUUCAACGACUUCGAGAACAAUUGGAAAGAAGAAAAUUGAGAAGUGGUGGAGGAAGUAUACAUGUUUCACAAUAUGAUGAAGAACGACGGAAUAUUGAGGGAGAAUAUGAGAAGAUUAUGAAUGAUCAGAAUAUGAUUCGACAGGAAAAAGAGCGAUUGAUCAGAGAUUUAGAAGAUCGGUCGAAGCUUUUGGAGAAAGAACGGAUGGAACAAGCGAGAGUAGCUGAACAGAUUGCGAAUAUUCAAAGUAGAUUGAUUGUUGGAGAUGGAAAUGAUAAUGGACAAUUGGAGACUAGAACAAAGGAACAACAAAAAGAAUUGGAGCGAAAAAGGAGAGAACUUUCGGAACAAAAGAAGCGAGAACGUGAAAUGGCUGAAUUAUUAGAGAGACAGGAAGAAGAUACUGUAGAUCUCAAGCAAACAUUUUCUUCGUUGCGCGCUGAAGUCGAGGCAAAAACGAGGAAAUUAAAGAAGCAUAUAAUUAAGCUAAAACAAGCCAAGAAUGAGAUUCGCGACACUUUGGCCUCAUUUUCAGAUGAGAGACAAGAUUUAGAUCAAUCGAUUGCAGAUAUCAACAAAGAACUGAAAUUGAAGUGAGUUGAACUAACUUUUGAAUUUUUGAAAAAAACGUGAAUUUAGAUUGCUAAUCGUCGAAAAUUUCAUACCGCGUGAUGUUAGUGAUCGAAUCAAGGAAAGAUCAGAAUGGAAUGAGGAAGAUCAAUGUUGGAAUGUGAAUUCGUAUCAACGUGGAUCAACAAGUUCGUCAACUUCAUCAAGUCCUUUGAUACGUGAGUUAGAAAUACGAUGAAAAUGGAGCUGGGGCCGAAUUCAAAUUUUAAAUUUGGUAUACCAAAAAUUGUUCUGCAAUUUUUGGUAUGAAUUCGGCCCCUGGCCCUCUGGUGAAAACAAUUUUCGGAAAACGUGAAGAAAAUCAAAAUUAAAAUCUCAAAAAAGUAGUCAUUACCGUUUUCCACGUGAACAAGAACUGAUUCAAUUUAAAAAAAAUGAAAAUUCUUCAGUGGGCGAAGCCGAAGACGGUGUUCUCAUCCGAUCUUCUGGUGGUGACAGCGGUGUUUCAGUUGGUGCCAAUUCACCAUCCACUUCAACACAAUUUCUCGACCGUAGAUUGGUAAGUCCUUCAACUUUUAUUCUUAUUCAUUUUAAAGUGCAGUGCUUCCGGAGAUUUCAAUAUAAACUAUUAUAUUUGCUUUCUUCAUAGAAUUUUCUGUUUAUUCAGGUUUCGACAUUGGGAGUUCGCCGUCCGAUGUCAUUAUGUGAAAGAACAUUGGUUGAACAAGCCCGACAACAAUUAGGUUCACAAAGAAGACCACCAAUCUCAGGUAAUUUUUGCUCGCUUUUUCGAAACAACACAUGAAAUUGCGGCUAUUUAGUACGUAGUACGCUCUCCGUUUUUUUUUCGUGCACUCAUUUAUUUAUCUUUUGCCGCGUCAGUUGGCGGGCUCAUUCAUUCAUGUUUAAUGUUUCAAUUGUUUGUGAGAAAAUGGAGUUUUUUCUUCUUUUUUUUUUUUUGGGUGAAAAGGUUAGGUUAGAUGACGUCAUAGCACAAAUUUUUGGAUAAUUUUCAUGAAAACUCUUCCAAUAUUUUUGGUUAGAGACAACGUGAAAUUGAGAGAGUGCAGACUAAUUUUCUGUCUGCGCUCUCUCAAUUUCACGUUGUCUCUAACCAAAAAGAAAAUUCUGUAUAUUUUGUUUUUCCACGUUUUUCUGUAUAGGGAAAACUAUGACGUCAUAAGACAAAUUUUCAGAAAAAAAUUUAUUUUCAGCCAAUUUCCAGAAUCCCUAGAUGUUUUUUUUUGAAAAAAACAUGUGUUUUUCUCACACAGCCCCUCAUUGUAUCUAGGUAGUCAUAUUUUUGCACAUUUUUCAUUUUUAUGGCUGAAAAAAAUCCCUUUUUCUUGAGAAAAAAACAGAAUUUCUCAUGUUUUUCUAGCAAAACCCCCCACUUUCCAGGUUCUGGAACAUUUGUCGAGCCAAUAAUUCCCGAAGAAACGAUUCGGUUUUGCGGUGAAAACAUUGUGGUGUUCAGCGCGUUGGAGCGAUUUUUACCGGACGUGACAGAGGGUGACUCAGCGAGUAACAUUUCUAACACGGUGAGUUAUUAUUUUUUCUCCUUUUUCUAUCACUAACUAUGGAAAAAAAGAAAGAAUGACUCGUAAUUGGCUUUCUUUCUUUUUUUUUCUGUUUUUUUCAAUGUUUGGUCGAUAUUUUCAUGUUUUUCCUUAUAUUUUUGCCCGUCAAUCAAAAAACUCUGCUAAUCUCCCUGAAUAAUCUUUUUUUCCCCUUUCAAUAUUUGCUCAAAUGUAAUUCGAGCCUAUUGAAUUCCCAGAAUUUUCUUACAUUUUUUCUAGAUUCGACCCACUUCAUCGGAAAGCUUAACAAUUGAUGCGUCGAAAAUUCUGACACCUAUUAUGAAUCAGAAAACAUUGGGUUUAAAGUGAGUGAAACUUGGGGCUAUGCGGAUUUUAGGUUAGAGACAAUGUGAAAUUGAGAGAGCGCAGGCAGAAAAUUAGUCUGCACUCUCUCAAUUUCACGCUGUCUCUCUUAUUUAUAUUUUUCAAAAUUUAAUUUUAAAAAAAACUCACGUUUCUUGGCAUUUUCAACCCUUUCCAAUUUCAGACAAUCAAAAAACGGGUUCGCCCGCAACGACUAUGUUCACAACGGCAGAGGAAGUAUUGCAAGUCUGAAAUAAUUUGCAAAUUGCCAUUGACUUUUCAACCAUUUUCGCCGACUAUUUUACAAGAGAGAAGAAAUGUGAGUUUGGAGGGCGGGAUCGACUUUGAACCGAGAUUUUCUCAUACAGAUUGAUAUUUCUUAAUAAUGUCGAAGUUGAAAAAUGUGCCAGCCGUAAAAAAUAAAAACCAGUGCAAAAUUAAAUGAAUGAAAAAACAUUAGUUCGUCAGUUGCGUUCGGCUGUGCGUCGCGGUCAGGAAAAUAUCAAUAAUCCCGACCGCGACGCGCAGCCGCACGCGACUGACGGAUUGAAGUUAUUUCAUCCAUCCAAUAGCCACAUUUUUCAACUUCGGCCAACAAGGCUUAAUUAAUAAUUAAAACAAUCUCUAACUCAUUUUUCAGAAUCAAAAUGAGUACACAAAAGAAGAGCUUAACACAUCAACUGAUUCAUCCGAAGGUAUUUGCGCUGAUAUGAUGACACUAUCGAACUUCGAACCGCGAACUCCUAGAUUCCACACAAUUUCCCUGUCAAGUAGAGGAUCAAUGACAUCGUCUUCAAUUAUGUCGAAUUCGAUGAUAACCCCAAGAAAAGCAUCGAAGAUUCCAGCAUUGAUGAGUCGAAGUUUGUCAGCUUCCACAAGGAAACCAAAACAACUUUCAACAACUCUUGGAUCGGGAGAGGAUUUGUGCGAUUCAAGUUAUCGAGAUAGUCAUAGAGAAGCUUCUCGACUUAUAACAAGAUCUCAGCAAAAACGACAAAUUCGAGCGAGCAGUUUUGAUCCAAGGUGUUUAUUCGCUAUCAAUAAUAAUUCAAGUAUAAUUCAAUCGAUGUAUGAAAUGUCACAUUCUUCAGUUAUUCAAACACAUUCAAGGUUUUUGAAUAAACGUCCACAAUGGAUUAGACAUCAAGGAAUUGUGAAUGGUUUUGAAGCGAUGACGAAAAGUUUAGUCAUGAAGAAAUCAAUGUCGCCGCCUAUUGAGAAGCCUUCGAAAAAAUGUGAAAAAUAUAUGAGGAUUUGUCGAAAUUCGGAAAAUGGAAUAGAUCGAAAUGAUGUUCGGAUGAAAGUGAAAUUGUUCAGAAUAACCUCUUCUAUUUGUCGAAAAUGCAGAAAUCUUAGAGGGUUGGUUUUAUAAACCGAAAUUUGUAGAGAAAAAAUGAAUAUUUACAGAACUCUUCACCCAAAAAUUCGAAGAAGGAAUUGCGUUUAUCGACGAAAUUGCAUUUGUGAUGAGAAAAAAGCUGUGGAACCUAUCAGAAACCUUAAUCUUCCCAUCGAUGUGUACCUAUUUUUGAUUAUAGCUCUAAUUUUUAGAUUUUUAUUGUUUGUCAGCGAAAAUGUUGUAUUCUCUGUUUAGACGUUGCGGGCCUUUUUGAAAACAUUAUUUAUUCCAUUUACAAACGGGAUUUCUUUGGUUUUUUUUUCAAAAAUUAGAAUUUUGGUUAGAAUAAACGUGACCUAAUUUUUUCUCAAGAAACGCAACAAAAAACAAAAUCACUCAGAAAAUGUCACCAUUUCUGUUAUAAGGAUCGACCGAAUUGGUCGAAAAAAGAAAAAGCAAAUGGAUGUUGAAUAUGUUCAAGAAGAAAGCGAGCAAACCAGUUCCGUAACAUUGCAAAAAAAUGUAUUUGAUCUAUUUGGCUCGGGAAGCGAGGGUGAAAAAAUUGACAAACUUAAAUUCUUCCUACCACCGGUUAUCACGGAUUCGGGCGAUGUUUUGGUGAAAAAUGUCACCGUUUCGACGACUCAAACUACAAAUGGACCGGUUUAUGAAUAUGCGAUUCAUUGGAGUGAGCCGACAGCGAAAACUCAACGGGCUUGGGAGCAAAAAUUUGCUCUAGGCUCUCAAAUAUCAACUACACGCAAACAUUCAAGCAGUAAGUGGGAAACAAGUGGGAAAAACGAAGAAAAACAAAAAUAAAAAAAAUGUUUUUUUUUUUGAAAAUAAAAAUUGCCGCGUUUAGCAAGUGCGCUCUAUUGAUAAAACAAAGGGCGGUUUUUUCAAAAAUGUAUUUUCCAUGUCAUUUUUUUUCAUUUUUCGAAAAAAUUUCAGUUGUCUUCUGCGAUGGACCUUGCAAAAACCAAGUUCCCCUCUCAAGCGUCGUUCAAUAUGGUUGCGAUCAUGUGAUCUGUGAUGGUUGUCGAAAAUCGCAAACCUCUGCGCCACUUUUCGAUGGCGCACCCGGUUGUUGUAAUGAAGGAUGUGUGCAAAUCGCAAAAAUCAACGGCGAGAAAUUGAGAAGCGCAUUGACAAGAAGCGGAUAUUCGAGAGUUUCGAUGAACGGACCAUGGGAAACGAUUCUGAUUCAUGUGAGCGUUUUGAAGAAGGUUUAUAGCAAUGUUGUUCGAAGCCACUUUGAAUACGAAUUUUCUUCGCAAAGUCGUGUUUCUUCACUUAUGCGAACUCUUCACACUUAUCAGUGAGUAUUUUUAAAUGCAAUUUGAGCUCUUCAAAACAAAAUUCAUUUCAGAGAUGUCUUUGAAAACUCGCGCGUCUACUAUUCUUUGAAGAAACCUGAAACGCAUGAUGAUCUCAACCCAAUUUCAAUUCUCGAAACCAAUUUAAGAUUCCACGAUUUGAUCGGAUCAGAAGAAGCCACCGAUUUGUAUUUCAUUGUAGCCGGAAACGGUGUCAAUGUUUGA
This is a messenger RNA of Caenorhabditis angaria, 6679 nucleotides long. The record is from the annotation of a GenBank genome assembly. Lineage: Eukaryota; Metazoa; Nematoda; Chromadorea; Rhabditida; Rhabditidae.